Molecule: messenger RNA, 1174 nt
Organism: Schizophyllum commune H4-8
Lineage: Eukaryota; Fungi; Basidiomycota; Agaricomycetes; Agaricales; Schizophyllaceae
Exons: 6
Coding region: 49-1146 (365 amino acids)
Source: RefSeq, a predicted model, not a curated record
AGAGACCUUCUAAAUUCGGAUGGAAAUUACGUCGCACAACAUUAGGCCAUGUACGACCUCCUCAAGUAUAUUCUUGUUGGACAGCGGCUUCCUGACACCGUCGAGGCGUAUCAAUAUCGUCUUGAACUCGACCCCCUUGCCUUCAUGUGGGUCUUCGACGACAUUGACCCUCUCGUUGAGGCGUAUGCGCUCAUCAUAGCGGAUAGUUCUGAAUGCCGUGACCAUACCUACCCGACGAUACUCGACGUGGCCGCGCAAACCUUGGAAUACGCACGGGAUGCGGCGGGUAUCGAUGGCACCUCGAUCUACAGCCGUAUCUUCCAGCUUGUCAGAGACCUCGCCCACGCAACACGUCCGGAUGAGGUGCUCAUCCUCACCCAAGAGCUCGAUCAUCUCAUCGGCAAACAGAUAGACAAAGUCGAAACACUGCAAAUGCGAUCCGAUAUAUGCACCGAAGCCCUCAAGGGACUCGACGAGCAUAUGAGGCGCUCUCAAAUUACUGUCCAGCAGCGCAGCGAAGCCAUGCAUAACCUUGUCGCGCAGGCGCUUCCAAAUCCGGGCGAGCUCGAGGGCAUGUUGUCGACCCUGCGCUCGACGGUAUCAGAAGUUACCAAGAAAUACGAGCAUGAGCAGCUUGUAGCAUGCGAGGCCCCAACAUACGAGUGGCUCAACCUUUCCGGGGUCCUCGCUGCGUCGGCCAUUGCUGUUCUGCGCGGUCGUGAUGCCACUAGCACUGCGGACCUAAUGGAUAGCGUCGCAGCGGCUAUCGCCGCCGACAAUGUCAUCAACAAGGACGGGAACUCUAUUCUCGCAGACCUCAAAGCGGUAGACACCGACCUGGUUUCUGUCCUCAGCGAGUCCGGCUCGGCUAUCAACGUAAUCGAGCAGAUGAUGGGUAGCUGGACCGCAAUCUCGAGCGACCUCAGCAACCUUCUUGACAUGAUCAAGGAUGAUAUCGAGGGCGCAAACCAAUACAUUGCCAGCCUCAACGAAAAGAAGAUCAUCAGCGAUUGGAAAGAUCUCGCAGACGCGGUUGCGAAGUUUCAAGGCGCUGCCCAACCCGAAGCGCACCUUCGCAGUUUCGCACCCGCGUCUAUAUCUAUGAAUGAUCUGGCGCGUCAGUUGCGCGCGCAGGCAGGGAAGUAGGGUAGCCGUUGGCUCUGCCGUCUUGUCU